UUCACUCAUCAACUCUACGAUGCUUACUCCCCGACUCAUCCAACACCUUCCACUUCUACCCUCACGAUGCAAAAUUUUGGGAACGAUCAGUUAGCUACGAGGACUUGUUGGCAAUGCAAAUCUAGCAAGAAGAAAUGUGACAAACUUCUUCCUACGUGCAGCCGGUGCUCGAGAUUGUCUAUCGAGUGUGCAUAUGACGGUGAAAAGCCAGACGCUGCACCUAGCAACCACGAUUCAAAUGAUACCAAAUUUGAACAAAUAUUCCAACGUCUGGAGAGACUUGAACAUCUGAUCUCGAACCCGGACUCGCCAACGACUACUAGAACAUCAGCCUCGCAUGAACCACCCCCAAGUUAUGUCUCAAACAUUGAUCAUAGUUGCCAACCACCUUCCUGGCAGGUUGAUCCAGGCCAACUCAAGCAAGAAUACGUGGGUUUUAUGCUCUGGGGCAGCGUGUUUCGAAUAAUGAGUGAAAGUCACACCACUAUCGACGCUGUUGCCGAUAACUACUUCAAAUGGACACAUCAGUGGCUUCCGAUGAUAUCAAGGUCCCGAUUCGACACCGGUCUCGAGCGUCUCAAAGUGUAUUCGACAGAUCGCGGCUCUUCGCUCACUAUACUGGCCAUGCAUCUUACUGUGACUCCAGUUUCUGAACAUCCGGGCUCGACUCCACUGUCAGACUCCCCUUGGUAUCGGGCUUGCAAAUACUAUUUCAGCUAUUUUGCUUCGGUCGAGGAGCCGACCGUAGAUAUCAUACAGGCAGGAAUUCUCCUCGCACUGUUCGAGCACAUGCAAUCCAUAGAUAAUAAAGCACUUACCACUCUAGGGAUCUGCGGGAGACUUGCAUGUGCACUGGACCUUGACGAUAUAGUUGCGCAAGCGUUAAUCCGAGAACCUGGAGAGAUUAGCAGCGAGGUCGAGGAGGCUAUUCAGACGUGGUUUGCAUUGAUCUUAUUGGAUAGAUUCCACAGCAGCCUAUUAUCCAUCAGAAACCAUUCCAAGUAAGCUUUCUAGAGAGAAGCAUCAUGAUGUCGCCAGUUUUCCAUAAGCCUGGACGUGACGAUCUGCCCUUGUUUCUCCUGGAAAUGGAAGCAUCUCGAUUAGUAGCCCAGGUACAAACCGUUAUGCGGGACAAUCGUCGGACUGAUAUCGGUUUCUUAUUUGACGUUGCACCCCCGAUUCCUCAAGAGGUGGACAAAUUGGUAGAGUGUAUGAAGACCAAACAACAACCGCUUGGAUCCUUCGCUGGUAUACUGGUCUCGCUAGGCGCUGCCUUGCAGUUACACAUCUGGUACGUCCGUAAGAUUGGCAGAGUUGACGAGGAAAAUGUGCUUGCCAUUGUGUCGUAUGUGG
This is a messenger RNA of Aaosphaeria arxii CBS 175.79, 1353 nucleotides long. RefSeq lists its product as uncharacterized. Gene Ontology annotation, molecular function: zinc ion binding; DNA binding; DNA-binding transcription factor activity, RNA polymerase II-specific. Gene Ontology annotation, biological process: regulation of DNA-templated transcription; DNA-templated transcription. The transcript is spliced from 4 exons. Gene Ontology annotation, cellular component: nucleus. The record is from RefSeq and is a predicted model, not a curated record. Bases 67 to 1005 code for a protein of 312 amino acids. Lineage: Eukaryota; Fungi; Ascomycota; Dothideomycetes; Pleosporales.